Messenger RNA from Postia placenta MAD-698-R-SB12, 231 nucleotides. RefSeq lists its product as hypothetical. Bases 1 to 231 code for a protein of 76 amino acids. The transcript has 2 exons. Lineage: Eukaryota; Fungi; Basidiomycota; Agaricomycetes; Polyporales; Adustoporiaceae. The record is from RefSeq and is a predicted model, not a curated record.
AUGCCACACCCGAGCAAGAUGUUCGUGGCGUCGAUGAGCGACCCAUCAGAAGACGACGGUACUCGCAGUCCGCUCAUGAAUCUGUCGUCUAGGCCUCUACUUCCCAAGGAGCAGCCCGAGGCACAGGAGAUAGACAAGCCACCUACCAGACGGAUACAUCUCGAUGACGGUCAUAUACAGCGCAUAUUUCAUGCUGAAGACGCCUACGCAUGGGGACCCAUUGCCGUGUGA